Molecule: messenger RNA, 543 nt
Organism: Emiliania huxleyi CCMP1516
Lineage: Eukaryota; Haptophyta; Isochrysidales; Noelaerhabdaceae
Exons: 3
Coding region: 1-543 (180 amino acids)
Source: RefSeq, a predicted model, not a curated record
AUGCGCGCUUUCGCCCUGCUGCUGCUCGCCCUCCUUCAGUCUCCAUGCUCGUGCGCUGGUGUGCGCGGAGCUCGCAAGCGGGCGCGACGAGACGCGGAGCAAAUUGCGGCGGCUGCGGCGGCCGGCGAAAGUCUUGACCCUCUCGGCUACUAUCGAUACAGUUGGCGGCCGCCGGCCGAUGAGUGCGGUACAGAGAUGCACGCCGAUUACGAUGGCACGCGCGCGUGGAACUGGGGUCUCGACCCAUCGCAGCACGUUGCGACUGCCGCCGAGUGCUGCGCCAAGUGCCGAGCGCACGUGAAGUGCAACUCGUGGGUUUGCUUCGCGCCCGACGCGCACAAGCACACGCGCGGCGAGUGCUGGAUGAAGGACCAGCGCGACCCGGCCUCGCCGUCGGUCAACAUGCGCGGUGCGUACACGUCAAAAUAUCGCGCACGGCCCGGCCACCACCAUGCGCCGCCGAUGGUGCACUGGGUCAGUGGGACGGUCCGGCUCAAGCGAGCCGCUACUAACGGCACGUGGAGCGGGCGAGCGGUGUGGUGA